UUUUAUUUAAUUGAUCCAGAGAAUUUAUCAAUUAUUUUUGUUAAUUCGUUUUAUCUAGUGGUUCCUAGAAAUUUCCGUCUAUUGGAAGAAUUGGAGCAGGGACAAAAAGGUGUUGGAGAUGGUACAAUUAGUUGGGGAUUAGAAAAUGAUGAUGACAUGACUCUGACUCAUUGGACCGGAAUGAUUAUCGGACCACCGAGGACACCGUAUGAGAAUAGAAUGUACAGUUUAAAAAUUGAUUGCGGGGCUAGAUACCCAGAUGAUGCACCGAGUGUAAGAUUUUUAAGUAGAAUCAACAUGAAUUGUAUCAACAGCAACACUGGAGCGGUGGAUAAUCGCAGUGUGCCUAUGUUGGUCAAAUGGCAACGAGAAUACACAAUUAAAACAGUUUUGCAGGAACUCCGUCGUUUAAUGACGCUGAAAGAGAAUAUGAAACUAUCCCAACCACCUGAGGGAAGUACUUUUUAG
Messenger RNA from Cotesia congregata, 468 nucleotides. The record is from the annotation of a GenBank genome assembly. NCBI's taxonomy places the organism in Eukaryota, Metazoa, Arthropoda, Insecta, Hymenoptera, Braconidae.